AUGGAGGACACCACCUCCAUCUUGCCUCGUCUCAAACGGAACUCCAACGCCUACGGGAUUGGAGCUCUGGCUAAGUCCUCUCUGUCAGGUGUGUCAGGUGUGACCAGGUCCAUGAAGGACAAGGUAACUAAACCCACAGCUAUGGCUCAAGGCCGUGUUGCCCACAUGAUUGAGUGGCAGAGUUGGGGCAAACCAUCUGCAGGGCCAAUAGGGGGAGCAGGUCUUUCCAACCUGCACCGCGAGAGGGAAAGAAGACUUGAGAACGAUGCCUAUAGUGACCUAAGUGAUGGGGAGAAGGAGGCACGAAUGGCUGCUGGAGUGAUGCAGCAAUUUGCAAUUUCUGAGGCUACAUUACUGGCCUGGAAUUCUAUGGAUGGGGAGAGCUUUUGUGCUGACUCCAACCAGGGCAGUGUAGCACACCUCAGUGAAGUUAAUCAGGAGAGCAUUACCAGCAGAGAUCAGCCUUUGCAUCAUUCAUCUGCAGAAGUAUGGCCUCACACCUAUGUCUCCCAGGGUCUGUACUGCCUUUCGUCCUCUGAUGCCUGGGACCCAAUCAGCAAUGAGCUAUCAGGCAUGGCCUCUCCUGCUGCAGGCUCCUACAUAGCCAGUGGGGCUUCUGGAGAAGGCUAUGACUGCUCCCCCCACUAUCUGUCCCAGCAGCAGCUUGCACUUCAGCAGCAGAGCCAUUUACAGCAGCUGCAGCAGAUGAAGCAGUACCAGCAACAGCAACUCAUGCAGUACCAGCAACAGUCACUGGAGCAUCGGCUACACAGCACCUCCCAUUCUUUGCAAGCUACGCCCAACAGCACCAUUCAUAGCUUGUGUCCACCCACACAUCCACGACUGGCUGAUUUGUGGGCAGCAGCACAAGUGGAGCCACAUCAGAUGGAAAUAAUGGGACACAUGAGUAUAACUUUGGCAGAAAUGGGCACACCAGAAUCAUAUGGCGAGGAAUUAGUUACAGAAAAUGAGUGCAUCCCUGAACAACAAGAGGAGGAGGAAGCCAAGGAGGAUGACAUCACAUUAACAUUGGAAUCUGAGGCAAUGUCCAUGACACCAGUUGUGACCUCACAGCCUCACAGAGAGGGUCCGAUGCCUGGUGGCGUGAGCCCAUCCUUGUCAUACACAGAGCCAAUGCCUGAGCAUACGCCCUUUGAGGUCACAUCCUGCAUCAUCCAAUCCCUGGACCUGAAAGAAGAGGAAGUGGAGGACGGGGCGGUGGUUGUUGUUGCGACCAAUUAA
Molecule: messenger RNA, 1242 nt
Organism: Neoarius graeffei (lesser salmon catfish)
Lineage: Eukaryota; Metazoa; Chordata; Actinopteri; Siluriformes; Ariidae
Gene: fam131ba
Product: family with sequence similarity 131 member Ba
Exons: 6
Coding region: 1-1242 (413 amino acids)
Source: RefSeq, a predicted model, not a curated record